AUGGGGGCAUCAUUCGCACGCCUCUCCCUCCCCACCAGACCUUUCUCGACGACCCUCUCCGAGUGCUUCGGGCUGUCAGCUGCCCGAUUCGGCUUCUCAUUGGACGAGGAGUUGCGGGCAGCUGCAGCUUCGGAGGAGGUUCGGACAGCGCUAGGAAACAAAGUCAGCAAAGAGAGGAUCGGAAAAGAGGUGCGUGUAAGAGAGAGGUACGGGAUAAAGGUAGAGGUGAUGCUCAAGUCCCGUGACCCCUAUGCAGCUAUCUCCCUCGUGGUCGACCUGAACCUCUUCCCCACCGUAGAGCUGAUGCUCAAGUCCCGCGAUCCCUACGCGGCGAUCUCCCUUGUGGUAGACCUCAACCUCUUCCCCCACCGUCUUCCCGCUCCUUCUCCUUUUCCAUCCUCCCCUCUCCUGCAGGUGGAGCUGAUGCUGAAAUCACGCGAUCCCUACGCAGCUAUAUCUUUGGUGGUCGACCUCAACUCUUCCCCACCGUCUUCCCGCUCCCCACGCCCCUCGCACACUGCUGAUGUGCCCCCUGACGACGAGUUACCUGGCCUCUGUGAAGCUUCAUUUGCAGCCACUUGCACACGCCUGCACCAAUGGGAGAAACACCUGCCCCAGGCUCUGAUUGAUCACUUGUCGGACCUUAGUGUGGGGCUGCUGCUGGCGGCGCUGCUGAUGCCUCUCAGGCACGCCCACUACCUGGAUAAGAAGAAGAAAGAGGUGCCAUUUGCACAACACAUUGUUUUGGACUCACUCAAGCUCAAACGAGCAUAUGCUGACAUGGUGGUGCUGCUGCAUGCAGCAGCGGAGGACUUCACUGCCCUGGCGCCCCUGCUGGCCACAGCAGGGGCAGAGGGAGCAGGGGCAGCAGUAGGAGGAGUGGGUGAUGAAGCUCGAGCUCUCACGCUGAUCCAACCCCCACAUGAGGAGUUCCGAGGCAACCCAAGAGUGCUGGCAGGUGCGCUGGGUGCUGGCAGGCAAGCUCCUCCGCAAGGUGAAGGGCUGCUGGCCGUCCGCUGUGCUGCUAGCGUCCACUCUGCCCCUUGCUCUGAAGCCCUUCUUCCCAAACCCCCCCUGCUGCCCCCCUUCACUCAAAUCCACCUGUCCUUCGAAAUCCCCUCUCCUCCCUCCCCAGGCAAGCUGCUCCGCAAGGUGAAGGGCUGCUGGCCAUCCGCUGUGCUGCUGGCCUCGACUCUGCCGCCCGUUUCAUCGGCCGCCCGCAGUGAACAGUGUGGGCGGGAGGGGGAGGGGGCAAAGGGGGAGAGAGGCGAGGGAGAGAGGGAAGAGGAGGAUUGCAAGAGGAGGCGGAUGGAGGGGAAGGAAGGGGGUGCAGGAGAGGAUGUGGGGAGUGGAAGGAAGGGGUGUGAGCAGAGCGAGUUUUAUCUGCAAGUUCUACAAGCGGUGCAUGCCAUGGGUUUGGAUGGUGUGUGGGACACGAAGCCCAUACUGAAUGGCCGGGAUGUGGUUGCUGCUCUGGAGCUCAAGAAAGGCGACCCACGUACCGGAUACUGGAUGGAUCGAGUGAUGGAGUGGCAGUUAGCUAAUCCAGAUAAUGGAUCAACCGAGGAAUGUACUGCUUGGUUGAAGACGCAGGCGCAAGUCCGUGAAGCGGGAAUAGGUCGACCCAAAGCGCUUGCAGCCAUGUUGGCCAAUCUUCCAGAAGUCGCGAUAGGCGAGGCGCCACAUGAGCUGAUGGCGCGAACGCUGAACCGAUCGGCGUCCAUGUCGGGGCCGGCUCGACGCGAAGGAGAUCCUUCACGGCUUCAAGAAGGCGCACCCGGGCGCCGUGCUUAUGCAGUGUUUGACGAGCAACACGCUAUCGCGUACACGCACGACAUGCAAGACUUUUCUCAUGCCCAGAACUUCGGGUGCAGCGUCGGCAGCGGGUGCUGCCUGGGCCGGCAUGCCAGCAUGGCCAACCCUCCCGCAUUCUUUCCCUCUACUCUUUCCGCUCCCCUCCGCUCCCCCCGUUUUAACAGGCAAUUUGCAGCAUGCGACGAUGUCUUCUGCGCGUUCGCCGGCAACAUCGAGAACCUCGCGCAGCUGCGACAGCGGUACGGGCUGGACCGGCACGUGAGCGAGGUGAAUCUGAUCAUCGAGGCGUACAAGACGCUGCGCGACCGCCGUCCGUACCCGCCGGACCAAGUCAUCGCGGACCUCGCAGGCGCGUUCGCGUUCGUUCUGUACGACAACAAGGCCAAGACGGUGUUCGUGGCGCAUGACGCGCAAGGCAAGGUGCCCUUGUACUGGGGCAAGUGCCUGGACGACGGAGUGCUCGCCUUCUCCGACGACCCUGCUGUGCUCAAAGCCGGCACCGGCUCCUCCUUCGCCCCCUUCCCUCUCGGUACGUCUCCUUCUCCUUCUUUGUUCUCAGGCUGCUUCUACUCUUCUGACGGUGGCCUCCGCAGCUUCACAGACCCGGAGAAGCAGCUCAAGGCCAUUCAGCACAUUGACAGCCAGGGGGAGCUGUGUGGUGCCACCUUCAAGGUCGACAGCCAGCAGGAUCUGACUCAGAUGCCUCUAGACUCCAAGGACGACAGUGGACGGGGCUGGUCGUAA
This is a messenger RNA of Closterium sp. NIES-65, 2559 nucleotides long. Lineage: Eukaryota; Viridiplantae; Streptophyta; Zygnematophyceae; Desmidiales; Closteriaceae. The record is from the annotation of a GenBank genome assembly.